Molecule: messenger RNA, 1384 nt
Organism: Puntigrus tetrazona (Sumatra barb)
Lineage: Eukaryota; Metazoa; Chordata; Actinopteri; Cypriniformes; Cyprinidae
Gene: dhrs13a.3
Product: dehydrogenase/reductase (SDR family) member 13a, duplicate 3
Exons: 5
Coding region: 129-1106 (325 amino acids)
Source: RefSeq, a predicted model, not a curated record
GCCCGUUAGACGUUAAAGCUCGGAAGCCGAAGCUGACAGUUACGAAAACAAACACGAUAACGAGCGUUAUCUCAUGUGCUCUCCUAAACUUUGAAAAACUCCUUAAAUUAACGCGCUCAAAGGAAAUAAUGUCUGUGCUGUUGUCAGGGCUGGUCGGUGUGCUUGUUGCAUACGUACUGAUUUAUUACAGCCUGUUUAAAGGAGCCAGAUUUAAAAGCAACGUAUCUUUGAAGGGAAAAACCGCAAUCGUCACGGGGAGUAAUACAGGCAUUGGCAAAACCACAGCCUCGGAUCUGGCCAAGAGAGGAGCCCGAGUUAUCCUCGCCUGCAGAAACAAACAGAAAGCUGAAGCUGCGGUUUAUGACAUAAGAAAGGAAAGUGGGAACCCUGAGGUACUCUACAUGCAUCUGGACCUGGCCAGUCUGGAGUCCGUACGUGAUUUUGCAGACACCUUUCUGAAGAGUGAACCGAGACUCGACUUGCUCAUUAACAACGCAGUGUGCGAGGCUUUCUCUCUAGGUCUUAUAGCAUCAGGCAGAACGGAAGAUGGUUUUGGCAUGGCAUUCGGCGUCAACCACCUGGGCCACUUUUUGCUGACGCUGUUGCUGUUGGAGCGUCUAAAACAGGCAGAGCACAGCCGUGUUGUCAAUGUGUCCGCCCUGCUGCAUCGGCUGGGGUCUCUGGAUUUCAACCUCCUCAACACUCAAAAGGAUCUGGUCACAGGUCAAUCGUCCUGGCACGCAUUCAGAGCCUACUGCCACAGCAAACUGUGUAAUGUGCUUUUUACCCGUGAGCUCGCAAACCGACUUGAAGGGACGAGUGUCACUUGCUAUUGCCUGCAUCCAGGUGUCAUCUCCACUGAGAUCGGUCGAAAUAUGAAUGUGCUGCAUAAGCUGCUUUUCCUGCCCAUGUCCAAGCUGUUUUUCCUGGAUCCAGAAGGAGGUGCACAGACCACUCUUUACUGCGCUUUGCAGGAGGGACUCGAGCCUCUGAGUGGACGGUACUUCUCUUCCUGUGCCCUGCAGAAUGUUAGCACGCAAGGAAGGGACGAUGCCUUGGCCAAAAAGCUUUGGGAAGCGAGCGAGAGGCUUUGUGGCCUGUCCUGAGUAAACUCACACAGGUUUGUAGAACAGAAACAACCAACAGCUUUAUGGGUGUAAGCCUUUGAGGUUUUUCAUUGUGUUGCAGGUGUAUGCAUAGCUAAGAUGGCUUUAUUUGGUAUAAAAUGUAUUUUGGUAUAAAAUAUAAUGUAUUGUUAAAGAAUGUUGUAUUCUUUAUACAUUAGAGGUCCACUGGUAUAUUUAAUUUUUGAUACAAAAAGUUAUAAUUAUAAUUACAGUUAUAUAUAGUUUAUUUAAAAAAAAAAAAACCCUACCAAAUAUAU